Messenger RNA from Pocillopora damicornis (cauliflower coral), 1703 nucleotides. RefSeq lists its product as uncharacterized. NCBI's taxonomy places the organism in Eukaryota, Metazoa, Cnidaria, Anthozoa, Scleractinia, Pocilloporidae. The record is from RefSeq and is a predicted model, not a curated record.
CUGCGAUGUAAAAGCCUGUAAUAAUUUGUUCAUUGAUUGUAGUGAAUAAUGUCCGACUUUGUGACCACCGUCUUGGGAGAAGAAAACUCUCAAAAAGAUAGAGUGGCAGCAACAGAGUUCAAACGACCAAGUUGUCAUAUCUUUUUUGAUAAGUUUAGAAUCUGCCGAUCAUCCUGGAACCAGUUCCACAAAUACUACAUCUAUGGCAGUAUGGAAGACUGUUCAAUAUAUUUUCAGGCCUUCCGUAGCUGUUUAUCAUACACAUUUACAAAAUCCCCAGAAGCAAAGGCAAUAAUGCAGGAAGCUUUGGAAAUGGAUGAAAUAAAAUUUACAUCAUUUUCAGUGUGGGAAAGAAGAGAGAAUCCUAGUGAACAUUGGAAUGACAAAAGUUAAUACUUGUUGGUUUACAUGAUCAUUUAAAAUGAAACUUGUUAGAAAAGAUCAACAAGUUCUAGAUCUACAGUCAAGAAUGAAGAGGGAAAAGUGUUUGCCAAAGAUUUUUUAUUCAAGAAACUCCUGGCAGUGGCAACUUUAUGUGGGUUGAGAAGUCUUAAAUGUUUUUUUGUUUUUUGUGUUUUUCAUUUUUUCCUGCAGCUAAUUGUUUUGUCUUUGGGACUAUUAUGUUUCAAGCAUCCAUCAGUCGUUAAAAGCUCAGGCAUAUAUUCUUAGUUUUCACUCAUUUUAUCCUAUGCUAAGGUUAUAAAUUAACCCUUGAACUCCAAGAUCUGAUUGUUAAUUCUCCCCUCCAGCUGCUACACAUUUCCUUGUAAAUUAGUUAUGAGAACUUGAUGCUAGAGCAAGAUAGCUGCUUCUUCUAACCCUUCUAAUUUCUCCCUGGCAUACAAUGUCAUAAUAAUGUCAAGCAUACAUGUAAUGAGAGGAAAGGAAAACAUCAACUAGGUUAUUAGUUAUUGAUCCAACACCAAUUUCUCACAAUUAAAAUCAGAAUAAAUAUAUAGCAAACAUUAAGGAGAUUCCUUAAUGAUAUCUUAGGAUUGAAAAGGUUAAUUAAACUAACCAUGUUAAUCUUUAGUUUUGAUAACUAAAGCACAUAUCUGUAGGUGUUAUUGGCAAGUUCUCACAGUGUCUAUCUCAAAGGAUUGACCAAAAGCAAGUAAUAAUCUAUUACUUAACAAAUAAAAGCAAAUUUUAUGAUUUGCAGUCGAGUGGAAAUAGUUUCUGUGAGACACAGAAAACCACGAACACUUUGAUUUGAUUCUGACAUGUCAACUGUUUACCAACCAAUCAUGAGGAAAUUAAAGACUUGUGUGCAAACCUCAUAACAACAAACUAUUUACCUUGGCCAUAGAGGUUUACAAGCAGUUACAUAAUGCCUGAUUGGCUCUUUCUUUGCAACAUAAGAACAUCAACAUCCCAUAAACAUUUCUAGUGUUCAUCAUUCUCUGAGUCCCAUUGCAAGAGAUUGUUAAAUUAAGGUCAUAUGAAGAUAGCAGAGGCAGAUAAUGAAACAUAAAUUAUUCAUUGAUUGAUCUGUGAUAAUCGUUAUAUAUUUUUUUUUUUACAUGUUGACCAAGUUCAUAACUUUUUUUUUUAACCUUAGUUACAUUCUGUUGGGAUGUUUUCUUUUCUUUGGACACUCCACUGGAAAAAUUAAACCUAUAGAAAUAGAUAAUGAAAAGGACCUGUCUUCUUGAUUUUCCCAUUCAGUGGCACAGUAAAGACAUUCUUGUAUUUUCUUCAAA